UCAUCUUCACACCUUAAAUCUGUGGCAGCCUUUGUCAGGGUGUCUACUCUUUAAAGUGUGUGGUUGUAGAGGUGUGUGAGUGAGUGUGUGUGUGUGAGAGAGAGAGAGAGAGUGUGUGUGUGUGCGUGUGUGCUGCUUCAGUGUGGUGUUUUUUUUGAAACGGAGAGGAAGGAGAAAGGGGGCACCGAGCAGCACAUCAGCAUCAGAAAGAAGCAGCAUGUCGGCGCGAGCUCAGCAGACAAACCCCGUGCCCUCGCCGCGAGCUGUGUUCCACUGACUAAACACAUCGCCAUCACUUUAGCGCUGUAUAUCUCUUUCUUCUUCUCUUCCUUCUUCUGUUUUCGCUCAAUGGAGGCGGCCGUGAUGAAGCUGCACGCGAUGGCGGACGUUAACGGGAACAGCACAGUUAUGGACGCGGAGCUCGAGGUGAAAAAGCUGCAGGAGCUCGUGCGCAAACUGGAGCGACAAAACGAGCAGCUGAGGACGAGAGCGGCUAAUAACUACACCCACAGCGGCCAUUUAUUCCCACACCAGAGCUGCGCUGGAAACCCGGCCAGUGGUCAUGUUUAUUCAGGGAAUCAUUGCCUUGCAGCUCAGCCCACGCAACUGGAAGUGCACAAUAGAGAGGAACAGUACGCGUGUUUUCAUGCUCAGUCUCCCAGCGAUGCUGAGAGCUUACUGCUGGACGAGCUGGAAAUCUUAGACCUCUUUUCUCUCCUAAACAUCGACCCAGAGUCUGAGGACAGCUGGUUGUAUGUGUCUCCAAAAGCAAAGCUGUUCCCUCGGUCACCCCUCAGCCCUCUGCAGUGGUGUAGACAUGUGUUCGACAACCCCGGGCCUGAGGUGGAGUCAGCUAAGCGUUCCUUAUGCUACCGACUAGACCAGGCCAAAAGAUGGAGAGGAGCUCUCUCUGGCAGUUCAUCAUCCUUAUCAUACAGACCUGUAGAUGGACUCACCUUCUUAAGCACCUCAGUUAAAUCUCUUACUAAACCUGCACUAACUGAACAAACAGUUCCAUCUCCUCAAUCCAGCCACUGCUCUCUCCAGUCACCUCUCAUUGGGAGGAGUUGUGGUGGCCUGGCCGAGAGAUCGCCCUCAUUCCUCUAUCACACGGCUACUCAAAAUUACAGUCGUCCACAUGCUGCCGUCAGUCCACAGUCUUCCGUGAACAGUGAGUUCAGCAUCUCAGAGCUGGAUGAUGAUUCGGUCUCUAUGGACUAUAAACUUCAAGACAUGACUGAUGUCCAGGUCAUGGCCCGGCUACAGGAGGAGAGUCUGCGUCAGGAGUACGCCACUACCUCGGCCACAGGUGCCCGCCGGAGCUCCAGCUUCUCUGUGCACUCAGGAUUGCGUCGCCCAGAGAGGUCUGAUAUGAGGAUGGAGGAAGAUGAGGAGGAUUUUGAUGAUCUGCCGCCUCCCCAGCCACGACUUUUUCGUACAGGGUCCAUGCAGCGGAGUGUGUCCCACUCACACAACUUGUCCAGUCUCAGAGAGCCACGCCGCUGCAGCUCCUCCAGCACACAGUACCUCAGCAGCCCCAGUUCCAGCGCAGCCAGCUACACAAGCACCGAAACACAGGGUUACCGCACCAGCACAGACAUGCUGCGGAAAAGCAUGCCAAAUCUGAUACGAGCGCCCAGCAUGCUAUCUGUGCCAAGUGUGACAAGUAUUGCAGCUCCUGCCAGUUACACAACUUUCUCUUCAUUUCAAUCUUCACCAUCGUCCCUACGCAACAGUCAGAGCUUUGACUCUUCAAGCGGCCUUGCCAGGCUUCAGUCUGCAAUUCCAUCUCCAGGUCAGCUGCAGCAGCGGGUACAGAGUAUAGGCACCUUCUCCACGGCAACACGACAACCAGUGAAAGCCACUGCCUACGUCAGUCCUACAAUACAGGGUCCCAUCACAAUGCCUUCAUCUGUUAGUUUAAACUCACUCUCCAGCAAUAGUGUUAGUAAACCCAGUAAAGCCAGCACUCCAUCCUCUACAAGUCGCAGUGCUCUACCUCGACCAGCCUCCUUCAUUGGCACCAGUGGGACCACACGCAGCAAGAUCGCUCAGCCAGCGCGCAGCUUACUGACUCCCCCAAAGAGUAUGGCAUCCCUGAGUGCCCUGCGUGAUGCGAGCUGGAGGGAUGGAUGUUAUUGAUGCUGGAAAUCCACUGCUCUUCACAAACGGCCAACAGUGUUUCAGGCCCAGCUGGCUGGGUAAAGCUGUUGUUUACAGGCAACAGAAAAAGAUUAAAGUGUAAUCAUUGAUGGGUGAUCAUUAAUGGUAUAAGACGGUUAGCACAGCUAAUUUCAUUUAUGCCGUAUACAUACAAAAAUUGCAAUAUGCCCCAGUGACCAAAAACUUUGAUUAGAACAUUAUGCAAAUGAUUGUUUACAUGUAAGAUACUCCCCCAUAAUUAAAAAGUGUUUGUUAUUUAAUUCUUUAUACUUACACAAAACAAGUAAGAUCAAGUAAGACUACAUAAGACAAAUAUUGUUAGCUCUUAGUGCCUAAUGCUAAGUGUUUUAAGGUUAUACUGUAAGUAAUUUCCUGACUGCCAAAUGGCACUUUUACUGUUCAUUGUUAGUUGAGAACUGUUAGGCCAGUUUCAUUUUCAUUUCACAAACCACAUACAGAACUACUGAACACUAAAGGUUUCUAAGGAAGCACCUUGAUAAGUAUAUUAGUGUCAAAGAAAUAAGAUAACAUUGAAACUGUGAAUUUCAGUAACUACAAUUGUGAAUACUGGACAGCUUGGCUUUGACACUAUUACAAAGACAUUAACACACUGAUCUCGUUCUUUUAGCAAAUUGGCUUUAAAAAUGUAACAUAAGUACAAAUGCCUCUUAAUGUGAUUGCAACAUGCAUAAUUGUGUGUUAACAAGCUGCUCAUGUGAAAGAGCGUCGCUGAUGGAUUGCACAUCUUGGUAGGAACAUGAAAGAAAAUUCAAAUAAGUGUAUUUUAACAUUGAAAUAAAGUUUUUCAACUGACUGUCUUCACUUGAA
Messenger RNA from Pangasianodon hypophthalmus (striped catfish), 2991 nucleotides. RefSeq names its product SLAIN motif family, member 1a (gene slain1a). Bases 349 to 2142 code for a protein of 597 amino acids. Gene Ontology annotation, cellular component: microtubule plus-end. The record is from RefSeq and is a predicted model, not a curated record. Gene Ontology annotation, biological process: microtubule nucleation; positive regulation of microtubule polymerization; cytoplasmic microtubule organization. The transcript has 9 exons. Lineage: Eukaryota; Metazoa; Chordata; Actinopteri; Siluriformes; Pangasiidae.